AGGUUAUUUUGUGGGUGGGAAUAAGAACGCAAUAAAAGCCCUCGAUCGCCACACAAGAGAUGCAUCUACGACUUAUUUUAAUCAGAUAAUCAUGCAGGCACGGAUUGUUCUGGUACUUUGCUUGGCAGCUUUGGCAUGUGCAGCCCGCAUCCCUGAUGGCUCUAAAGAGCCUAACUGCUUCAUUUAUAAUCUGCCUAUGUGCACACGAGAAUAUAACCCUGUGUGUGGGACUGAUAAAAACACAUAUCCCAAUGAAUGCACAUUGUGUCUUGACAAUAUAGAGCUAAAGCAACAUGUAUUGAUCUCCAGGAAUGGUGAAUGCUGAGUUAAAAGUCUGCACGUUUCUGUCCGAGACGUAACAUGAGAGAACAUGCACGUUUACGUCCGGUUUUGUUUUACAGCAAAAUAAUUUGUUUUAAAAUUAAUUGUUUGGUGAUUGUUUUUAAAACCUUGAUCUAAUCCUUAAAUAAAGCCGUAAUUAAUUUAA
Messenger RNA from Paramisgurnus dabryanus, 487 nucleotides. Its product is annotated as trypsin inhibitor ClTI-1-like. Lineage: Eukaryota; Metazoa; Chordata; Actinopteri; Cypriniformes; Cobitidae. The record is from RefSeq and is a predicted model, not a curated record. Gene Ontology annotation, molecular function: protein binding; serine-type endopeptidase inhibitor activity.